Molecule: messenger RNA, 1961 nt
Organism: Mandrillus leucophaeus (drill)
Lineage: Eukaryota; Metazoa; Chordata; Mammalia; Primates; Cercopithecidae
Gene: ZP1
Product: zona pellucida glycoprotein 1 (sperm receptor)
Exons: 12
Coding region: 15-1937 (640 amino acids)
Biological process (GO): binding of sperm to zona pellucida; prevention of polyspermy
Cellular component (GO): egg coat
Molecular function (GO): acrosin binding; structural constituent of egg coat
Source: RefSeq, a predicted model, not a curated record
GUCUGUGGCGUCUCAUGGCAGGAGGCUCAGCCACUACCUGGGGUUACCGUGUGGCCCUACUGCUGCUGGUCGCCACCCUGGGGCUGGGUAGGCGGCUCCAGCCUGACCCUGGCCUCCCAGGCCUCCGGCACAGCUACGACUGUGGGAUCAAGGGAAUGCAGUUGCUGGUGUUCCCCAGGCCGGGCCAGACUCUCCGCUUCAAGGUGGUGGAUGAAUUUGGGAACCGAUUUGAUGUCAACAACUGCUCCAUCUGCUACCACUGGGUCACGUCCAGGCCGCAGGAGCCUGCAGUCUUCUCGGCUGAUUACAGAGGCUGCCACGUGCUGGAGAAGGAUGGGCGUUUCCACCUCAGAGUGUUCAUGGAGGCUGUGCGGCCCGAUGGUCGUGUGGAUGUGGCACAAGACACUACCCUGAUCUGUCCCAAACCUGACCACUCCUGGACUCCGGACUCCCAGCUGGCACCACCCACCAUGUUCUCUGUCUCGACUCCACAAACGCUUCCCUCCCUCCCCACCUCUGGCCACACCUCACCAGGCUCUGGCCAUGCCUUUCCCAGCCCACUGGACCCAGGGCACAGCUCUGUCCACCCAACCCCUGCUUUACCAUCCCCUGGACCUGGACCUGCCCUCGCCACCCUGGCUCAACCCCACUGGGGUCCCUUGGAACACUGGGAUGUGAACAAACCAGAUUACAUAGGUACCCAUCCGAGCCAGGAGCAGUGCCAGGUGGCCUCGGGGCACCUCCCCUGCAUCGUGAGAAGAACUUCAAAGGAAGCCUGUCAGCAGGCUGGCUGCUGCUAUGAUAACACCAGAGAGGUUCCCUGUUACUAUGGCAACACAGCUACUCUCCAGUGUUUCAGAGAUGGCUACUUCAUCCUUGUGGUGUCCCAAGAAGUGGCCUUGACACACAGGAUCACACUGGCCAACGUCCACCUGGCCUACGCCCCCACCAGCUGCUCCCCAACAGAGCACACGGAAGCUUUCGUGGUCUUCUACUUCCCUCUCACCCACUGUGGAACCACAGUGCAGGUGGCUGGCGACCAGCUCAUCUAUGAGAACUGGCUGGUGUCUGGCAUCCACGUCCGAAAGGGGCCACAGGGUUCCAUCACACGGGACAGCACCUUCCAGCUUCAUGUGCGCUGCGUCUUCAAUGCCAGUGACUUCCUGCCCAUUCGGGCAUCCAUUUUCCCACCCCCGUCGCCUGCCUCUGUGACCCAGCCCGGCCCCCUGCGACUUGAACUGCGGAUCGCCAAGGACGAGACCUUCAGCUCCUACUAUGGGGAGGACGACUAUCCCAUCGUGAGGCUGCUCCGAGAACCAGUCCAUGUGGAGGUCCGGCUUCUGCAGAGGACAGACCCCAACCUGGUCCUGCUGCUGCACCAGUGCUGGGGCGCUCCCAGUGCCAACCCCUUCCAGCAGCCCCAGUGGCCCAUUCUGUCAGACGGAUGCCCUUUCGAGGGCGACAGCUACAGAACCCAAAUGGUAGCCUUGGAUGGGGCCACACCUUUCCAGUCUCACUACCAGAGAUUCACUGUUGCCACCUUCGCCCUCCUGGACUCGGGCUCCCAGAGAGCCCUCAGAGGACCGGUUUACUUGUUCUGCAGUGCCUCUGCCUGCCACAGCUCAGGGCUGGAGACUUGCUCCACUGUGUGCAGCGCUGGGACUGCAAGACAGCGACGAUCCUCAGGUCACCGUAAUGACGCUGCCAGGCCCCAGGACAUCGUGAGCUCUCCGGGGCCAGUGGGCUUUGAGGAUUCUUAUGGGCAGGAGCCCACACUUGGGCCCACAGACUCCAAUGGGAACUCCAGCCUGAGGCCUCUCCUUUGGAUGGUCCUUUUGCUGCCAGCUGUUGCCCUGGUCCUUGGGUUUGGUGUCUUUGUGGGCCUGAGCCAGACCUGGGUCCAGAAGCUCUGGGAAAACAGUGAAUGGGCUCAAUAAACAAUCAUUUCAAACCUACUGAAA